Molecule: messenger RNA, 2828 nt
Organism: Leptopilina boulardi
Lineage: Eukaryota; Metazoa; Arthropoda; Insecta; Hymenoptera; Figitidae
Gene: P5CDh1
Product: delta-1-pyrroline-5-carboxylate dehydrogenase, mitochondrial
Exons: 7
Coding region: 184-1887 (567 amino acids)
Cellular component (GO): mitochondrial matrix
Molecular function (GO): L-glutamate gamma-semialdehyde dehydrogenase (NAD+) activity
Source: RefSeq, a predicted model, not a curated record
AAAUAUAUAUACUUCAAGGUCGCUUAAUUCAGGAUUUUCUGUCCAUUGUGUCUAGUUUUAUCUCCCGUUAUCUUAUUUACGAAUUUGUGUUGCGAGAAAAAAAUUUUCAUCUCCGGACAAUAAUUUUUCUUUUCAUUUUUCACUGUUAUUUACAUAUUUUAUUAUUAUUAUUGACAAGAAAUUAUGUUGAAUUUUUGUCGACAAUCCUUGCUUGCCAACACACCAAUAGGAACACGAUGGAUAGGAUCCGUGGUAUCAGUGAACAAUACAAGGGAUUUCCCAUUAAAGAACGAGCCAAUUUUGUCAUACAAAAAAGGCAGCAAAGAACGUGUCGAAUUAGAAAAAACACUCGAUGAAAUGAGUAAAGAGUGUGAAGAAAUUCCUCUAGUCAUCGGGGGCAAGGAAUUUAAAUCCGAUAAUUGCGCUUAUCAAGUUAUGCCUCACAAUCAUCAGCGCAAAAUAGCAAAAUAUUAUCAAGCAUCGCGUGAACAAAUAAAAAAAGCCAUUGACGUUGCUGUAAAAUUUCAAAGAGAAUGGGAUCGAGUACCAAUUUCAAAUCGCAUUGAUAUUUGGCUAAAAGCGGCUGAUUUAAUGGCUGGCAAAUAUCGACAACAAUUGAAUGCAGCGACAAUGCUGGGACAAAGUAAAACAAUGAUUCAAGCUGAAAUUGACAGUGCCGCGGAAUUAAUUGAUUUUUUUAGAAUUCACAGUUGGUUUCUUCAGGAUGCACUCAAAUAUAAACCAAUAUCUGAGAAUCCAAAGGAGACAUUAAAUUCAAUGAGGUAUCGCGGAAUGGAUGGUUUCGUCGCCGCUGUUUCUCCAUUCAAUUUCACCGCCAUUGGCGGUAAUCUUAGCUAUACACCUGCUCUUAUGGGUAACGCUGUUUUAUGGAAACCAUCUGACACGGCAUUACUUUCCAAUUGGAUUAUUUUUAAAAUCUGCAGGGAAGCUGGUGUACCACCGGGUGUCGUGAAUUUUGUACCCGCUUUAGGUCCCGAUUUUGGUGAUACAAUCACUUCAUCGCCCUAUCUCUCAGGAAUUAAUUUCACUGGUUCAGUGCCAACUUUUAAUCGACUUUGGUCACAAGUUGGCAAAAAUAUUGAUAUUUAUAAAAAUUAUCCAAAACUCAUUGGCGAAUGUGGUGGGAAAAAUUAUCAUUUUGUUCAUCCAACCGCAGACGUUGAGUCUGUUGUUAUGGGAACAAUUCGAAGUGCUUUCGAAUAUAAUGGACAAAAAUGUUCCGCUUGCAGUCGAAUGUACGUGCCAGAAUCUCUUUGGAGUAAGAUUAAAGAAGGCCUCGUCAAUGUUCGAAAUAAAUUAAAAGUAGGCGAUGUUCGUGACGCUUCGAAUUUCAUUGGUGCCGUUAUUGACAAACGAGCAUUUGACAGAAUUUCUGGCUACAUUAAACAUGCGAAACAAUCAUCAGAUUUAGAAAUUAUCGCUGGUGGUGGUUUCGAUGAUUCAUGUGGAUAUUUCAUUGAACCAACGAUAGUUGUGACAAAAAAUCCUCAUGAUAAAAUUAUGACUGAAGAGAUUUUUGGACCAGUUAUCACUAUUUAUGUCUAUAAAGAUGCAAAAUUAGAUGAAACAUUGAAAUUGGUUGAGUCUUCCACGCCUUUUGCUCUCACUGGAGCAAUUUUCACACAAGACGAAAAUUGGGCAAAAGAAGCGCUAAAUGAAUUGAAAUAUACAGCGGGCAAUUUUUAUAUAAAUGAUAAAUCAACUGGUUCGGUUGUUGGACAACAACCAUUUGGUGGUAGUAGAAUGUCUGGUACAAAUGAUAAAGCCGGUGGGCCACAUUAUGUUUUACGAUGGGCAAGUCCUCAAUCUAUUAAAGAAACUUUUGUACCUUUAAAAGAAUACGAUUAUCCCUAUAUGAGAAGUUAGACUCGAAAUAAUUUUUAUUUCUUGAAAGUUUAUUCUUAGAGAGAAAAAAAAAGAAUAAGAUUAAAAAAAUGUGACUGCAUUUUUAAGAUUUGAUUCUGCGUACUAAAAAAAAAACUCAGUAUUUUUAUCUAUAUAUAAUAAUGCAAAAAAGAAAAAAAAAACCCGAAUUUACGCUUAUUAAAACGGAAGGAGGCAUUUCUUCUAUUUAUUAAUUUCUUUUUUAUUAAUAAUUGAUUUUUAAUGAAGAAAAUAUAUAUAAGGAAAUGUAUUCCUGCAACAAAUCCUCUUCCGGAAGACAAUAAAUUAAAAUCUUAAAUUCUGAAUAAAUUUUUCCUAAAACUGAUUUAUUUUUGAAAAAGUGUUUCUAUUAAUGACAAAACCAUGUUAAUUGACAAUAUUAUAAAUUUACAAAAUUUUUUUUUUUUUUGAGAAAAUUUGACAAUUCAGAAUUUUAGAUUUUGAAAAAUGUCUAAUGGAAAAUGGAAAAAAUCGCAUAUUGCGUACAGAUCUCUUAUAUUGUGUUCACAACUUGACUGUCAAUGAACGUAUUUACCAAAAACGAAAAAAUUACAAAUUUCUCAAAAAAAAAAACUACUUUUCGCAUUAUAAUAUUUUCGUUUCUGUUAAACAGAUAAUUAUGAAUUCCCCUUCCAGCGAUAUCUCAUAAUAAUAUAGAACAAGACAAUAUCAAAACUGUUUUUAAGAUUAAUAGGCUCACUUAUAAAACGCAUGUGUAAGUUUUGUAAAAAUUUGUACAAAUCAUACUAAUGUUAAAAAAAAAAUAAUAGUCAAAAAGUUAAGAGUAGUCAACAAAUGAUGUUACAACAAUUUAAGUGAAUACAAAUUUUUAAAACUAUUUUUUAUCAUUUCUCCAAUGAAGAAAGCGUUGAAAAAAAACUAAUUUUUAUAUUGAAAGCUCAUGGACUUUUUUCUUUUAAAAA